AUGGUCAAAACCAUUUGCACUCGUCAAACGAUUUAUCUAAUCAUUGCAAUAGCUAUUGCUUUGAUUGGCAUCUUUCUCGUCGGACCUUUCUACUUUGUGCUUUUCGGGAAAUUAGUGGAAACACAGAUUCCGUUGAAAGAAAACGAGGACGGUUCCUAUUCGAAGCUCACUUUUUAUUGGCAAUCUUUUCCUGUGGACGAAUAUUGGAAACAUUUCCUCUUUAACAUCACAAAUGCUGAUGAGUUUAUUUAUGAGAAUGCGAUGCCGAGAUUGGUCGAAGUUGGACCGUACACAUACAAAGAAUGGGAAUUCAAGCAAGAGGUCACCUUUUUCGACAACGGCAACAUGGUCUACUAUAAGAAUAAUAAAUCGUGGGCAUUCCAACCGGAUCUUAGCUGUAAAUAUUGUCUUUAUGGCGACUACAUCAUGAUGCCGAAUCCAGCUUUCAUGGCAGUGGUCGGCGAGAUGUUCAAAUGGAAUCAAACCUCGGGAGCGAACAAUUUCAUUCUAAAUCUGGCCACAAUGUUGGUCGGGGAAUAUCCAUUGCGAAAGAUUCCAAUCGCCGGGAUCUUAUUCGAUUCCUACAAUGAUCCACUGAUCGAUGUGAUCAACAGUCCUCUAUACAAUCUCCUCCUCGACAAAAACGGCUUCAUUUUUGGUGUGAAGAUUCCAGUGAUCCCGGCUCUUGGAUAUUUCCCGCAUUUCAACCACACUUGUGACGAGGACUACGUUGCUUAUACGGGUAAAGAUGAUGUGAAGAACACAGGGAAAAUCGUGCGCUGGGCCGGGAAUACGUCGCUGAAUUGGUGGAAAGGAGAUUAUGCUUCGUCGCUCGAUUGUUCGGAUGGUUCCUUCAAUACUCCAAAUCUCAAAAAGGAUCAAGAGCUGAAGCUUUUCCAAUCGCUUGGAUGUAGAACUUUCCGCUUUAAAUACGAUAAAAAGGGAAAUGUUGGUGGGAUUCCGACACUUGACUACAAGCUAAAAACUGAUGAAUUCGACACGACUUUAGAGAAAAAUUGGGGUUAUCGAUAUGAGAAUUACGAGAAAAAGGAUUACGUUCCCAGCUGGCCGUGUGGCUUGAAUAAACCCUAUAAUCCGAAUCAAAAACAAUGUGACGCAAUGGAUUGUACACUUUACGAAAAUUGGUGCGACGAUUGCUGUAAUGGAACCCACUACAAAGACACGGUCUUUAUGCCGCCUGGAAUCGUUCCGAUGAGAUGUCAACCGGGUCGAACCGUCGAGGUCCCAUUCGCCGCUUUUAUCUCACCACCGCACUUCUUGUGGUCACCGGAUGAGGUGACAAAAUCGAUGGUCGGCCUUGCGCCAGAUCCGGUAAAACACGAUCCGAGUUUAUUCCAAGUGCAUGGACUAUCGGGAGCGGCGGUGAAAGGGCUAAUUCGACUCCAAAUCUCGAUCCCGCUCUACCAAGACAAGGCACUUUUAAUGAUGAGACAUCUCCGUAACGCGAUCAUCCCAUGUGCAUGGAUUGAAUUGACUGUUGAGAUGAAAAGCUUUGCGCAUCGCUUCAUGAAGUUAGUGAUGGUGACGAUCCCGCGAAUCAUUUUAGGCAUCGGAAUUUCGCUUAUCAUUCUACCAAUAUUAGCUAUUGUUCUCUACAUUUCUUGGGGACAUUGGCGAAAAAAGACGAAACAACAGGGAAAGAUUGAGGCGCCAUUGAUCGAGCAGAGUGAAGCAAAGCAAAGUGAACGAAAUGAUGAAUGGCAA
Mesorhabditis belari is the source of this 1725-nucleotide messenger RNA. Lineage: Eukaryota; Metazoa; Nematoda; Chromadorea; Rhabditida; Rhabditidae. The record is from the annotation of a GenBank genome assembly.